CCACUUUCACAAGAUUUAUUUAAAUACAAGUAAUCUACUUGAUCUUUGAUAUAUUGUAAAUACAUAUUGAUUUAUUAAUCUCUAAUACUGCAUAAUGUAGAUUUCUAUAAAAAGUAAUGUUGCCAUUAAAGGAGUAGGUGCCUGAUGAAGUGAUCAAGUUGAUAAUUGUUCCAGUAAUAUUAAAGAUCAUGGAUUAUGAAUUUAAACUAAAAACUGAUACAGAUCGAACAAAAGUGGAAGACCUUUUUGAAUUUGAAGGAUGUAAAGUUGGGAGAGGAACUUAUGGACAUGUCUAUAAAGCACGCAGAAAGGAAGGAGUACCAGAUAGUGAAUUAAAAUCUAGGCCAGAUACAAAGGAUUUUGGCCUAAAACAAAUUGAAGGUACAGGCCUUUCAAUGUCUGCAUGUCGAGAAAUUGCAUUACUUAGGGAACUAAAACAUGUAAAUGUGAUUACAUUAAUUAGAGUUUUUCUGUCACACAUUGAUCGCAAAGUAUGGUUAUUAUUUGACUUUGCUGAACAUGAUUUAUGGCAUAUAAUAAAGUUUCAUAGAGCAGCAAAAGCUAAUAAAAAACCUGUCAUGGUACCAAAGGGUAUGGUAAAAUCUUUAUUAUAUCAAAUUCUAGAUGGUAUUCAUUAUUUACAUUCCAAUUGGGUGCUUCAUAGAGAUUUGAAACCAGCAAAUAUCUUAGUAAUGGGAGAAGGAAAUGAAAGGGGACGUGUAAAAAUUGCAGACAUGGGUUUUGCUAGAUUAUUCAAUGCUCCAUUAAAGCCUCUUGCAGAUUUAGAUCCAGUUGUAGUGACAUUUUGGUAUAGAGCACCAGAAUUACUUUUAGGUGCUAGACAUUAUACAAAAGCUAUAGAUAUCUGGGCAAUUGGUUGUAUAUUUGCAGAGCUUUUAACUUCUGAACCUAUAUUUCAUUGUAGACAAGAAGAUAUUAAAACUAGCAAUCCAUAUCAUCAUGAUCAAUUAGAUAGGAUAUUCAAUGUGAUGGGAUUUCCUUUGGAAAAAGAUUGGGAAGAUAUUAAGAAAAUGCCAGAACACCCUACACUGUUAAAAGACUUUAAAAGAUCAAACAUAUUUGCCGGUUGUCCUAUUCCAUAUCCUAAACGAGAAUUCCUAACAGAUGAUGAUACAGAAGAAAAAACUGAAAACAAAGCACGGCAAAAUCAACAACAAACUCAACAAAAUCAACAACAACAAGGAAACGGCGAUCACAAUCAUGGACAAAAUGCAAAACGGGUGAGACUAAAUGGUCCUCAUGGGGCUCCAGAAUUUCAUCAACAUCAAAGUCACGCGAUGACCCAUCAACAGCCUCCUGGAAUGGUUUAUUCUACGGCGCAACCAACGCAGCCAUCAAAUUUCCAUCAACGCUUUUAAACGAUAUCGUACUAAUGAUUAAAUUCAUCAACAGAGUAAUUAAGUUAUCAGUUUACUGACUUAAUUGAUUGUAUCAGUGAACGAAUCGAACGAUUCCUGUAUAUUUACAGUAUAAUAAUAUAACUUUAUUUAUAUAUUGUACACAUGUAUAUAUUUUACGAAAUACUUUUUAGACUUUGAAAACUAUGCAACUCUUAAAUAUAUUUAACUGCGGUUAGACAUAACGGAUUUACGACUAGCUGUUAAUUAAAUGAACAAAUAAUAAUUGCCAAGAUGAGGAAAAAAUAAAUGAUAGUUAGAAUUAAAUUGAAGAAUGUGCAGUUUGAUAAAAGAGGAUGGAUGGAACGAAAAAAGAAUGCAAAUUGGAAAGUACUCGGUAUCUUCAUCCAGAGAAUGACGAAGAUGAGUAAGUUGGAUCGAGCGAAGGGAAAGUACGCAUGCGCGGUAAAUCGUUUCGCAGCAAGGUGGCGGUCAGUCGCGCGCUCCUGAAACGCAGUUUCCGCGAAUCGGUGCUUGACGAAAAAAGUGUGCGUGAACCGCGUGUUACUGCGAUCGAGAUGCCGAUCAAACUACGGACCAUUUAUUCGUCAGUCAACUCGUUGUUUAAAUGAAAAUAAAAGAUUUGGAGCAAAGCAUCCUCCAAAUGCAGUCAAUAUGGAUUCCCACGUUGGUCUCGACUACAUCGUGGAUAAUCCCGAUUACUGCGUCAAGCUCGCCACGGCCUUGGACACCGCGUGUCCCUCGGUCAAGAAGCAAGUGGUAGAAUUGCUUUCGGCACUGUCUGUUUACAGCCAGGAUGGAAGACAGAGAGCGAUCGAUACUCUUCACGAGUAUCAGAAAAGGAAGAACGAACGAUACCGAUUACGAAUCGUGGUGGAGGAGUUGCAGAACGCGGCUACCGAAGACUAUAGGACCGCGCUAUUGGCAUUCAUAAACUGUUUAGUCAUUUCCACCCCGGUACUGAAGGAUCGCAUAAGGCUUCGUAACGAGUUCAUUGGAAAAGCCACGCGCCGGAUCUGAGAGUGCAACUGGAUGUUUUCGACGAUCAGCGAGAGACCGACGAGGAACUGUCGAAUCACGGGCCGCCUGGAAUUGAUCUUUCUUCCCACGUGGACGUCUUCUACGCGAUUCUUGGACAAAUCGCAGACACUCCGCAAGAAAUACCGUUUCUGAGUAUUCUCCAGCAUCUGUUACGGCUGGAUCCGAAAGAUGCUGCUAGCGAUCUAGCAUGGGACACCGCAGAAACGUUGGUCCACAGAGCAACGCUGUUGGAGAAUCGGGAGGACGCUACCAAAUUGUUACGUUCACCUAGUCUUCAGACGAAUCUUUGUUGCCACUGUCGAGGCACCGAACAAACGUGCGGAACUUCACGAAAGGCGUCGUUACCGGUGAACAAUCCGACAGCGCCACUACCACCUUUACCACCACCCCCUCCGCCUCCUGUUCCUGUCGAUCCAUCAGGUGCAGGUUCAUCGAAUCAAAGCCGUGUUCUACCACCACCCCCGCCUCCGCCACUUUUCACCGGCAACGUUACGUACACCGAUGCCUCGAUGGACCCACCGCCAGUGCCACCGCCGUUGCACGCGUUGCCGGUCGCACGAGUACCCACCCCUGAGCCGGCGAAUAAUCACGCGAGGCUGCUGCCGCAACAGGAAAUACCCACCCCCAAGGCAAAAAUGAAAACGAUCAAUUGGAACAAGAUACCCAAUCACAAGGUGAUUGGAAAACGCAACAUUUGGUCCCUAGUUGCCGAUGAGCAUCAAAACUCACCGAUGACGGAUAUAGAUUGGGCAGAAAUGGAGGGGCUGUUUUGUCAGCAGGUGCCUCCGGUAUUGCCAGCUACUUCGUGUUCAUCCUAUGGAGGAAAUUCGGAUGCUGAGAGACGACGUAGGGAACCAACCGAGUUCGAACGAAGAUAUUAUUCGGCUUAUAAAGGACGGCAGUCACGACGAGAUCGGAGCAGAGAAGUUACGCGGUCUUCUAAAGAUUCUACCGGAGGUGGACGAACUGGAAAUGCUCAAGAGCUUCGACGGAGACAAGUCGAAGCUCGGAAAUGCCGAGAAAUUCUUCCUGCAGUUAGUUCAAGUGCCAAAUUACAAACUACGCAUAGAAUGCAUGCUGUUAAAGGAAGAAUUCGCUGCUAAUAUGAGCUACUUAGAGCCAAGUAUCAAUUCGAUGAUCCUAGCUGGCGAGGACUUGAUGACGAACAAACCACUUCAGGAGGUGUUGUACAUGGUUCUGGUCGCUGGAAAUUUCCUCAACUCGGGCGGUUACGCUGGAAACGCAGCCGGGGUAAAGUUAUCCUCUUUGCAAAAAUUAACCGAAAUUCGAGCGAAUAAGCCAGGAAUGAAUCUCAUACAUUACGUAGCUCUGGACCACAACGGAGCAAUUAAACAACGAAUUUAACGCACUCGACACAAAGAUCAGAAAAAUCAAGGCACAGAUUAAUUUUCCUUCGACGGAAACCGACAUACAGGAACAGAUGGCACAAUUUUUGCAGAUAGCGGAACAGGAAAUGAGUCAGUUAAAACGAGACAUGGAAGAACUCGAAACGUUAAGGCGAUCGCUCGCCGAAUUUUUCUGCGAGGACAGCAACACUUUCAAGAUCGAGGAAUGCUUCAAGGUAUUCCAUCAAUUUUGUCAGAAAUUCAAUCAAGCAGUCGCGGAGAAUGAGAGACGUAGAAUUCAAGAGGAACAGGUAUUGGCGAGGCGCAAGCAACGAGAAGAACAACUUUUGGCUAAAAAACGAUUACUGACCAGUAACAACCAACAAAACGAGGCGCCAAUCUCCGAAUCCGAAUACAAUUUAAUUGGUUACGAUCCUUUCGAUCUUGCCAGCGGUUUACCUCAAAGAAAUUAUGGUCGCGCCGACGCUAAGAUCAAAAGACUGCAAAAUGGUGGUGUUACUUCCGACGAAGAUGUCUCGAUAACCGGAUCGCCCAGUAUUCGACGACGUUUAGGUUCUUGUUCCGGUGGAAUUGCCGACCAGCAAUCUACCAAAGAAGAAACGUACUCACCAGAUGUGACACCGAAUGGUACCCUUCGUCGUCGAAGAAGUCGGAUACCAAGCGAGGACGACGACGGUAAUCUAAUGGAUUUUUUGAGAACGUCGGGACAAGACGGCACUCGUGAGAGAAAAUCAUGGGGCAGUCUAGAUCGUUCGUGGGCGAGAAGAGCACGCGGUCAUUCUCGCAGAAGCGAUCUACUGAACGCCGAUUUCUCGAUCGAUCGCGAAAGGCCAAGUUCUCCGUCGCCUUUGAUCGAGAGCAAACCCUUCUUGCACGAGGAAGAAACGAAACCUGCGGGGAAAGCAUGGCGGCAAAAAAUCGAGGCCUGGUUGUCGGAGAACGAAAAGGAAGAACGUGCGGGUGAGGAGCUUCAGAGAAAAGCAAAACAGCUGCACAAUGCGAAUCGACGAUCCUACGAGGACUCUGAAAACGAAAGCAAGAUGAAUACCCAAAUCGAAGGUGGUUCCAUUCAAGACACAUACUCGGAAGUUUACGACUGGCGUCCGUCCGUGGAAAAGACAGAUGUAAUGCGCACGAUGGAAGCUAUCGAAGAAGCGGAGACGCAUCCAUCGCAAAAGGACAAAUCUCCUUGGCGAAAGUCGAGCCUAAACGUACCAAAUAGCAUGGAAGAGACUGACCCCCGUUAUUCCCGUAGGUUAAGAUCCAGACUCAGCACAGAGAAUGUGUUAACCUCUAGCACCUUACAGUCGAUCAAAGAGGAAGAGAGGAAAAAGAACAAGGUCACCGACACCGUAAGUCCAGGCUCGCAGGAUGAAUUAACGAUUUAUUUACGGCAACCUUACGGCGAUUCUCAACCUACUGGACCACGGAGAUUUUCGAAACUGAAGAGAGGCGUUGACGAAGAGAAGAUCGACAAGAUAGAGAUCGAUUCCGAUAACAUAGAAACACCUCCGGCAACCAGAAAGCUAUUCAGUCCGCCGAAGGAGGUGAAGCCGGUUGAGAAAGAGCCGUGUAAAAGGGAGCGGUGCAGCAGCUCCUUCCAAAACAGGGAUUUUAAAAGUCCGAUGCCGAAAAACGUGAACAACAACGCUGACUUCGGAAUAGGUAAUUUUGAUCGUUAUUCGGCGGCAAGGAGAACACGAAGGUACAAAAAGAAUCAAGACACGGCGGAGAAAGAUCCGAAACAGGAAUCAACGAUCGAUGUCGAGCUGGAAGUGAAAGCUCCUGUGGCUGAACGUCCACACACAUUGCCACUGUCGGAAGAGGAACGCAACGAAAAUUCUGCAUCCUCUGAUUGGCAAGAUAAAUCGAAGCGGCAGGCAGAAUCGUCGGGUUCGUUCGAUAUCAACACAGCGUUGGCAGAGAUCACUCGUUCUGGCGAGGAUCUUCAACGAUUGUCGCGACCGUUGGCGCACCGAAACUCGAGAUUACCGAUAAGUCAACCAUCGGCCGUGGUUGCCGUGACCAAUACAGUUCUUAGCCCCGUGAUGCACGAGUCUCGACCUCGGGACACCUCGUUAACCGUCCUCGCGGAAAGAGCAGUAACUAGUCGCGAACGACAGAGAAGCAUGAUCGAUCCUAGUCAAGUAAAAGAAGCGAUCAGAUUGACUAACAAUCCACCGAGUCAAGUGAACGAUUGUCAAAACGUCUCGGUGUCUCGGUCACGAAAUCAAUCGCGAUCUUGCGGAAAGGACGAAUCUAUGAACGACGAAAUCGAUCUAGCCAGCAGCGAUUCGAGUCGUUGCCAAGAAAACAAAUCUAACGCCGAGAUUUAUCAGGAUAAACGACCUGACUCGACACUGCAAAACCAAAGCAAGAUACAACCGGUGCGAUUUAACACGGACGGCUCGCUCUUCCAUUCCAAGUUCGCGCUGCCUGAUAUAAAUGUCGCCAACACUACCUCCAGCUCUUGUCCUUUACUGCACCCAUCUUCCGGAAAGACUCGAGACCAAGAGAUGAACGACGAAGGUUUCGAGGAGACGCAAAGCUUGGUCUCGGAGACCCUCAGCCAAGAGACAUCCUCUGGAAAUUACGAGACGGACACUCACGACUCGACGCGUUGCUCACCAGCCGAGCUACGUUACUCCGAAACCGAUAAUCAUCUUCCGGUUCACGGUCACGUCCAAGCAACUGGCCACGAUGCCAGAAAGUCGUUACGAAGCACGACGACGAAAACGAUGUCGUCGCCGUCACCAUCGGUCUCGAAGGGAUUCGAGAAACGAGCGAGCUCGAUGAAACACGCCACCGAGAAAUCCAGCUUCCUUCCGAAACGAACGAACGCUUUGAAGCGAGACGUUGCUGCGAGAAAGGCGGCGGAGUCGAUGCAACGAAACUCAAAUCUAACGUACCAAUCGAACAGCCAUCAGUCGAGAAACGAGGUGGAACGCUCGGGAUCGAGAAGCAGCCUUCGUAGCUCGCGGAGUUCUUUAAACAGCGCCACGUCGGUGAACACCGUGAGAAAUUUAGUCCCGAAUCACGCACCUCUUCGUACUUACACGUCGGCGAUUUGCGCGUUAACCAACGAUCUGCGAAAGAGCUCUGCGUCGCACAGUCCGUUACCGCCGAAAGCCAACGAGAAACGACGAACGAAUCCACGAGCAACGGUUACUAGAAUACCAGCCAGCAGAAGUAGCAGCAGCGGAAGCAGCGUGGGACCGACAGCGAGGACAGUUCGCAGGUCUCUCGGGUCAACCAACGAUGUGCAAAAAGGGAAUAGAGGACGGGCAAUCUCUUCGCGUAGUAGCAGCAGCGGAAGCGGCAGUAGCAUGGGGCCACAAUCGUUGCCGUUAAAUCGUGUAAACGUUGAAAAGAGUUCAUCGUCGGCUGCUAAAAGCAAGUUAAUUCAUCCAAGAACCGGAACCAGAAGCCACAGUUUUAUGAGACCGACCGCCGCAAGUGUGAAUAAAGGUUCCAUCCCUAAUCUACCAAGAAGUAUCAAAAAUUUGGUUAAAUAAUGACACUGUGAAAAAUGUUGAUCGACAUACCCACGUAUAUUAAUAACUGUUGGCAAUAUUGUAUAUACUACUUGUCAGAGUUUUCGUAAUGUUAAGUGGUUCCUUUUGACACGAAACCACAAAGAGAUAACAUUUUAAGCUCGUGUCGUGUCAGUCAGAUGUUUCAGAUAGCAUUAUCAUAUUUCAAUAUUGAGGGAAGAAUUGAAAAGUAGUAAAAGUUUUCACUUAAUAUUUAUGAUAUAGCUUUAUACUACAAUUAGUACAAUUGUUGAAAAUUCAAAGAAACGAAGACUAUUGUAAAGUAAUCUAUACAUAUAUGGCCAACCAUUGAAUGGAAAUACAAUAUAUAUGGCAUUACGCUUCGCAGAAGUCUCUGCAUCAUGAAAACUGUAUUUGCUGGUAUGUAAGUAAAUGUUCAUUAAAUGUAAAUUCGUAUCGCGUGAAAUCGUUCGUAAUUUGAGUGUCGAAUAAUUGUCAUAAUUGUCGAAUUAUGAACAACGAAAUAAUGCAGGAAAUAACUUAUAUCGUCUGUAUCGAUCAUCUACAUUAUUAGCUAAUUGUACGGAAUAAUUAUUCUCAGUCUUUUUGAAUGCAAUUACACGAACAUGUACCAUAGGAGAUCACUAAUAAUUAAUUUGACUCGCGCAAUACACGCGCGGGUGUCAUUGAUAACAAAAAAUAAAUAAAUAUUAUGUAACUCUAUUCAGAGAAGAUUUUUAAUACCGAAACAGAACGGCAACGUCAUUCACAUCGUGUUCGAGAUCGCCUUAUUCUUGUUGAAGAUCCACGAAAAUGUAAAGGAAAUUCAAACAGCUAACGUAAUGCAAGAAUAAGACGAUUUCAAAAUCAACGCGCACACAAUUAAACAUAAGGAAAUAUUACGAUAAAUAUCCGGAAUUGAAGAAACAAGAAUUACUUACAGCAUUAAAUCAUUUCAUGAUCGGCAAUGAAAGAAUUAUAAAAGAUUUCGGUAAUGUUUAAACAUCAGUUUGUUAUAUCUUCUUACGAACGAUCACGGAAGCCAAAAGAGACCGGUCCUUUCGGCGCGAGAAUAAAUUCAAAUUGUAACUCAAGUUCUUCGUCUACGAUGAUCUCAAAUUCCCGUACGAUCUACGAAAAAAUAAGCUGCAACGCGAGAUCCACAAAUCGCUUGCCUGGACAUAUCCUUCUUCCAGUUCCGAAAGGCGCGACCAAUAACGGCGAAUGAGGACUAAUAGGAGUCAGCCAUCUUUCGGGCAGGUAUUUGUUGGGAGCUUUGAAAUUCUCUUUAUCCAAACCUGCUAUCCAAGUGUGUAAAAGCACCGUAGUCUGUACGAUUCGGUGAUGCACGCGCGAAGAUACUUCGCUUGCCGUAAAUCCUCGAUCGUUAAAUCGCAGCCAGACGGUGCCAAUGAAUACGCCUCUUUAUAAAGUUUAGCUUGUACGUCUGGAUUGCGCGCGAUCAAGUCGAACAAGAAUACCAAAGUGUUCCCUAGCGUGUGUAUACCAGCUGCUAUAAAAUCAACGAUAGCCGCCUUCUUGUCGCGUAUAUCAAGACUCUUUUGCCUUAAAAUAGAUUGAAAAACAGCCUCAACCAAUUCGUCCUUAGCAUCGUUCCGCUUCUCCAAUAUAGUGGCUUCAACGAUUUCCGAGAUAAUAUUGUAUAUCACAUCUUCGCUCUCUAUCAGUUGCUUGUACGCGGAAGUUGGUAACAAUUUCCACAGCGGUAGUCCGUAAAAGGCGUCCCGCGAGGCGGUAAAGUGUAUCCUGACAGCUUCCGCUAAUCUCGUGGCGAGUUCGCUGCUGGAAUCUGGCUUUAGAAAACCCAAAUGUCGGCCCAAGAUCAAAGUGCAGAUCUUACUUUCGAGUCCCAUUUUGUAAGCAAGCUCCUCGAAACCUGUCACUUUACAUCCCGUUCUUCGUCGACGAAUCAACUCGAUGAACGAAUCCGCGACGACAUUCAGGGCCGGGAAGAAACCAAGGACAGUGCUAGCGCCCGUCAGUUCUGACGUAAGAGCUACUCGAAGAUUGUGCCACGUUUCUCCCUGCCUACCGAAUUAUACCAAGAUUUGUGUAACGAUCCCGACGAGUCUGCCGAUAAUAGGAUAUGACCUCCUGCGGAGGACGAAGCGGAUACUUGGAGUUUCGGCGAAGAACAGCUUCAAUGUCCUGACGCGAGAACACAGAGAUCACAGGGAAAUUCCACAAUGCUUCCUCUUUGCACAACGCUCCGUAUCGUCGGUGCAAAUCUCUGUAAGCAUCGUGAAUCUCGUUCAAUUUGUAGGAACCGAUAUACGAAAAAAUCCAUCUAGUUCCAAAAAUCGGCAAAGGAUACGGUCCUGGUACAUUGGAUACUGUUUUUUGACAUUUUUUAUCAUGCUUUUCCUCACUGGCUGGUACCUUGGUUUUGUGAGAGGUACCGGUCCAGAACCACCAAGCUGGCCGAUAACUAGUGGCAAAGAUCAAUAUCGUCAGAAGAGCCGCCGCGAUUAUUUCGAACCAAGCGCUUGACACGAAAAAAUAACGCACCAUCGCUGCUCCCAGUCCAUUCGAGGUUGACUGAAUGUCCCAGUGUUAUUUACGGACCAGCGGUUUCUUCUAUUUGCAAUGGGCUGAUAACACGCGCCGUCACGAUGACUCUGCUCUCUCUUUGACUCGCUAAUCUCAAAGCUGUUACACGGAUCGAAGAGAAAAUGCCUAAAUACCCGUCCCCCACUGCCAUACAAUACACGCCGAGUACAAGCUCGUUCGCUUGUGUACGCAAUCUGUUGUCAUCGCGAUUCUCUCGCGAUUGUGACGAAAUAAACGCGUAAACUUGCCGUGCUCGUUGUUACCAGAAUCUCUCGAGAAAAACCCAUUAUCUUCGGUAAAUUUCAUUUAUAUUAUCUCGACGUGACUUGCGCGACAUUACGAACAAAUACCGCCAGGUUGUUUGCGAAGAAACCGUGUGAUUCAUUUCGUUUUGUUUGGUUUCUCGCGAGCACCAA
Molecule: messenger RNA, 10268 nt
Organism: Heterotrigona itama
Lineage: Eukaryota; Metazoa; Arthropoda; Insecta; Hymenoptera; Apidae
Source: the annotation of a GenBank genome assembly